GUUUAAAAAAGAGUGAGUGGACAGGAGCCCUUCAGUGUUCAGACGGGUUUGCAUGUCUCUGUGGUUGGAUUCCUGCUUCACAUUGAGGAAAGACUGGUAAACUGAAGGCAUUAUGAAAGCUUCUGUCGGAGUGUGUGUGGUUUUCGUGCUGGCUCUGCUGGGGCUUGGUUCUGCCAUUAAAUGUUACAGUUGUAAGGACUACACAGGCACAUGCUCUAAAAUUCGAGACUGCUACUAUGACGAUGCCUGUGUGUCCGUCUACGAGAGAGGUGGCGACACAUACAGGCAGUGUAUAAAGUACUCUGAAUGCGAUUAUAGCUCACUCGGCGAGAAGUUUCCCAAACUUUCCAGCUUCAAGUACUCCUGCUGUACCUCUGACCUGUGUAACUCAGCACCCCUGUCGGUGUCCAGUCGCUCCGUGGUGGCGAUACUGCUCUCGCUAGCACUCUUCUGGUGGGGUGUUUUCUAAACCAUCACAAACACAAGUGCUUCUGCAUUGUUCCUUGUAUAGCUGGUAGUGGUAUCAUGCAGUGAGAAUGCAGAGAUCUUAUAUAUCUCAAAUUAAGAGGUCAAAGAAGCAUUCACAGGUUUAUUCUCUGUUAAAAGUAUGUUAAAACUGUGUGUGCUUGUAAGCUAAAGCUCUUUUUUGUUUUGUUUCGCACCUAAUAGUGAAUGGUCUGAUUAUAAUUUAUUGUUAAAAGGUUGUGUAGCCUAUGUGUUCACUUUCGCAGCUAAUCUUGUCACCUACAGUAGAAGGGUGUAGCUAAAACUAAGUGGCUUGUGAGGAUUUGGAUGUUGAGAUUUUUAGAGUUAAUGUGUCAUAUAUCUGCCAUUUUCACAAAUGCCCUUGUUUAUACCUGCUUUUCAUCUGCCUAGUCUAUUUUAAAACUUAAAAUGUACUGAAAAUCAUUGCAUGCGGUGUGUAGACAUGUAGUCUUUUCAGUGUACUGAUUAGCUUCUUGUUACCACUAUAGCCAGUGAAACUUACUGAACCUUUAUGCGAUCAAUAAAAGGAACAUGCAGGUUUUAUGCAAA
Danio aesculapii is the source of this 1035-nucleotide messenger RNA. RefSeq names its product CD59 molecule (CD59 blood group) (gene cd59a). Lineage: Eukaryota; Metazoa; Chordata; Actinopteri; Cypriniformes; Danionidae. The transcript is spliced from 4 exons. The record is from RefSeq and is a predicted model, not a curated record. Bases 113 to 469 code for a protein of 118 amino acids.